Naegleria lovaniensis is the source of this 4257-nucleotide messenger RNA. RefSeq lists its product as uncharacterized. The record is from RefSeq and is a predicted model, not a curated record. The coding region runs from base 1 to 4257 and encodes 1418 amino acids. The transcript is spliced from 2 exons. NCBI's taxonomy places the organism in Eukaryota, Heterolobosea, Eutetramitea, Acrasida, Naegleriidae.
AUGAAGGUACCUUCAUCUCAAUCACUGGAUCAAUGUCUCUCAACCACGAUUGAUCUGAUUCAGCAACUCCUUGUUGCAAUGGCUGAGCAACAAGUUGAUGAUCAACGCGUUUCACAAUUGGCUCUUGCGAUCAAAGACCAAAUCACUCACCUUGACAAAAAGUUUAAAAAGAACAUGAUUUCACAACUUUUAGUCAAGAGAUUGUUCUCUUUUGGUUUGUACGCUCAUCAGGAUUUCAAUUCUACCAUAUUUAAGUUCAACCUCAAGGAUGUACAAGAGUUUGUUCGGCAGUGCAAGAGAAAGACUCCACUUUUGUCACUUAUUGAUGAGAUUUACUAUCACGUGCCCUAUGAAUUGAAGGACAGCCUGUGUAAAGUUGUAGACACCGUCACAACAGAAAGGUAUACUAGAAACUACUCUUCCAAUUUAAUCUAUCGAGAAAUUGAAAUUUAUGAUCAGGAUGAAGAUAGUGAUGAUGAAGGAGAAUGUAACAAUCAAACAAUUGAAAAAGUUGUCUCCAGAAAGAAGUUGGAGAAGAAAACAAUCAUUAUCGAUGAAGUACACCAAAAAAUUUAUUGGGCGAAAGAAUCUAUCGAAGAUUUUGUGCUCUUUUUCAAGAUGAAAAGUUUGGUAGCUAGUAGUGAAAAUACCUUUCAACACGAACAAGAGAAGGAAACCCUCUCAGAAAUCAUGGCACUAAUUGAGCAUAUCAGAAAAGAUCAAGUUCAAACCAUUGUUAAGGCAAAUACUAUAGACUUUGACAUUCUGGAAUCCAUUGAAGACCCUCGCAUCAGACAACAAAUUAAUGCGAUCAAAAAGAAAAAUACAGAGAAUCAGAAAAUUAGAGAACUGUUUUCGAAGGGCUUCAACAGUAAUCAAUUUCAUUUCAUAUUGGAAUUUAUUCAAAAUGCCGAUGAUAGCGUGUAUCCUGACAACUCAACUCAUGGCACAGUUGACCGUAACAAGAAAGGUCAUUUGAUAUUCCACUUUGACUCCAAAUCAAAAACAUUGACAAUAACAAGCAAUGAACGCGGCUUUACGUACGAUAAUUUGUAUUCUCUAGCCGGUAUAGCUUCAUCAGAUAAGGUGUCAAACAAAUUAGAAACCAAGAGCAUUGGAGAAAAGGGCAUUGGGUUCAAGACUAUUUUUUCUGUUUGUGAUAACGUACUGUUGCAGUCAAACGGAUUCGAAGUUAAUCUUACUCCAGACUCAGUCGAACCUACUUAUUCUGAAUCCAAUUUCAAUUUUAACAAUGGAACCAGAUAUGAGCUGAAAUUUCCCAAUUCUAUUGAAAAUUUCGACUACUUGAGCGUUUUUGAUGAGCACAUUUUGUUGACUUUGAAAUCCUUGGGAAAGAUUUCUUUCAAAAUAGAUUCAUCAGUCUAUGAAUAUUCUUGCGAGAUGUGCGAAGGGCAGCAAGUACUUUAUGCUUUUAGGAAUGGAAUUGAGACAAGUCGAAAGCAAUUCUUUUGUUUUACCGAAAUGAUAGACAUGACUCAGUUGGCCAAAACAUGUCAAAAAAGAGCAAACUUUGACAGCACUACACUUCAAAUUUUCAUACCAACAGCUGUCCGCCUUGACCAAACGUUUAAAGUGCAUGCCUUUCUUCCUGUGAAUGCUGACUCUGCCGCUCUUAGAUUUUUAGUUCAAUCCGAUUUUUUGCUUUCACAAAAUAGAGAAACAAUUUUAGAUAACAAUUGGAAUAAGGAGAUCAUUUCUCAUAUUGCACCUUUAUUCAUGAAAUCCUAUGUUGGUUCUCUGAAGCAUGAUGUUAAUUGGAGAGCCGGGUUUUUUACCUUGUUAACCAAAAAACCGAAAGGCCUAUUUGAGAGAUUUUCCGAAGAUAUUAGGAAACUUGCACUUACUACCGAUUGUAUCUUAACAUAUUCUCCAAAUGGCAGAGAAGAACGCUUUGUAAAGCCCUCUCAAGUCAUUAGAGGGUUUACAAAGCUUCCAAAGCACCCAUAUACUAUGUUUGGUGAGGAGUUUUGUUUUAAUGUUUUACAAAAGUACAGUAUUAACUCAGAAUUAGAUGAGAACAUUUACUGCACUCAAGAAUUGCAAAUAUCCGAAUUUACAUCACAGGACUUUAUGAAGCUUUUGAAAUCAUGUUCCCAAGAGCAAAUCAAAGCCAAUAUCCUUGGAAUAUUUCAUUUGUUGCAGCAUUUUUCAGUUGAUCUAAGCCGAGUGGGCUUUCCAAUCAUUUUGACUGACAAUGGGACUUUAAUCUCAGGUACACAAUAUGUUAUUAUAGACUCAAAGCUUCCUAAAUUGUUAAUCCAAGAACUAGAAAAGCAUAACAUUUAUUUUUUACACUACUCCCUUGCAAAAUUCAAGGCCUUGAUACCCAAACAAUUAGACAUUUCUUCCGUAUUUAAUUCUAAUUUCAACAAUUCUCUCACAUUUGUUGUGCAAGUAGCAUGUGAUAUUCAAUACGAAUACGGUAAAGACUUCAACAUCAAGUGUUUAACAACUAACGGGGAGUGGAAAGAUUGUAGAGAAUGUUAUGAACAAAAUUUGAACACAUCAUUUUUAGGGGAUACUGUUAGUUUUUGUGACAUUCAAGCAUGUUGUAACAUCGUCUCAGAAUUUGACAAAUCAUUAGCAAGAACAUUAGUGCAACUGCUUAAGCGUAGAGGAUUGCGAGUAGUACCUCAAUUAUUUAACUCUUUUCUCGCUCCUAGAAACGAGUUCACAUUGCUCAAGAAUCAUCAUGAUACCUAUGAAAAGUUAUUGCAGUAUUUCGAUAGGAACUGGCACAUCUAUGAACAUAAUCAGCAACAGUAUAUUUCCCAUUACUUAAACACAGUGGUCAUAAUGAACGAUUGCUCAAUCAGUGAUCUAUACGAUGGCUCUCUUCAACAUGAGUUUGGAUCAUGUUUGACAUAUUUUCCAACACUCAACAACAGCCAAUUUGCAUCGUCGUUAAAUUAUAAGAAAAAAGCUGAUUCUAACGCAUACAUGAAGCUUGUUGAAAAAUCAAGCGAGCUUGGGGUAGACCAAUUUACACGAGCUAUAUUGAAGGCUAUUCAAAAUAACCAACAAUACCAGCUCAUAGACUUGUUGAAAACAAAACCUCUUCUCUCAAGCAGUGAAGGAACUCGCAUCAAAUUUGAUACAGACAAAAUUUUUGAACAUGUUCCCGGUUACAUCAAGAAGUUACAUCCAACCAUCCACGAACUUGAUCCUAAAGUAGUUCCUUAUAUUCGUGCACUAACGGAAAAGUUGUGGUCCCCAAGACUAAAAACUCUUCCCUAUGACCUAAUCAUUACUGUACUUGAAACAGAUGAAAAGAUAUCAUACGACAACCAAAUACAGCUAUUGGAAUGUGUAAUCUGUCAUGGAGAUGAAAAGGAAAAGAAAUCACUACUUUCCAAGAAAAUAUUCACCGUUGGAGGUUGUAAACUCUCAGCUGCAGAAUUAUGUUGGAAGUUAGAUCCUUCAAUCAAGUUUCCACCCAAUAUUGAGACUCGAUUACUUGAUCCUCUUUUUUCAAAAUCGUUACAUAUCAAGCAGUUCCUUGCUCCACACACAAAAGAACAGAAUUUGAAACCAGAAUUACAACAGCUGCUGCAAUCUCUAAUUGAUAAGGUGAACGAGGCAACAGAAAAUGGUCUUAGUGAAAAUGAGAUAAAGCACAUCAAUUAUUUAUUUUCCUUAAUAGAAACAAAAGCAAUUUCUGGAGUAAUGGUAAAUCCACCCAAAUGGGUUGUAUGGGACCUUCCUGUGGAAUUAUCUUCAAUAUCCUUCUUUUCUCAAUAUUACUUUUCCCACAAGUUCAACAAAUACAAACAGAGAGCACACCAAUUACUUCAAAACGUACUUUGCAAGCAUUUGGACUCGAACAUAAUUCUUCAGUACCUGUUCAGUGAAGAAGUUACAGAUAAGCAAUUUACUGUAAUUUGUCAUUACAUUUCCAAACACAAUAUAACGUUUGGAAACGCAUUCACGACUCAAGCCUUGCUUGUAUGCAACAACCAAAAGCAGAAGGCACAAAAUUUAUGGCUUGCACAAUCAGAGGAAAUUAGUUCCAAUUUUCCACAACUCACAACAAGAGUCAUAACCAAACAUUAUUCUGACGACAUAGUUGUUCAGUUUUGUAAAAACGUUGGUGUGAAAGAGAGAAUUCCGUUCACGGUCAUAGCAGACGAGAUUGAGAAAUUGGAACAAAGUACAGAACCCAAUACUAUCAUAGAUCAACAGAUUUCUGUAUUGUAUGGAGAGUUGAGUAUUCACAGAACGAGAUUCAGCAAUUGA